This is a messenger RNA of Anolis sagrei ordinatus, 1087 nucleotides long. The record is from RefSeq and is a predicted model, not a curated record. Lineage: Eukaryota; Metazoa; Chordata; Lepidosauria; Squamata; Anolidae.
AUUCUGGCAGGAACUCAAACAUUUAACUGUAUAUUUAUUUAUUCUUUGCCAUUUAUUUUUUGUCUUCUCCUAAUAUGAAUACUACGGGUUUUCUUUGAAGAUCAAAAAGGACUCACAGUUGGUUCUGCAUUUCCUUCUUCCGGAAAGGGGAAAUGAGUCUGCUUUCAUGUGAUUGACAAUCGAAGGAACUUGCGAAAGUGAUAACUGUAUAAAUUCAGCUCACCAAAGUCUGCAUGUGUCAGUUGUGUUUGAACUGGGCUAGGCCAGAAAGAAAAACAGAACGAUGAACCAAGAACCAGAGAGAGAACCCAGGCUGAUAAGAGAAGGCUAUCUAGUAAAAAAGGGUAGCAUGUUUAACACCUGGAAACCGAUGUGGGUUGUGCUGUCUGAAGAUGCCAUUGAAUUCUUUAAGAAGAAGACUGACACCAACCCUAAAGGAAUGAUUCCUCUAAAAGGGAGCACCCUAACAAGUCCCUGCCAGGAUUUUGGUAAAAGGAUGUUUGUCUUUAAACUCACAACUACCAAACAGCAAGAUCACUUCUUCCAAGCCUCUCACCUUGAGGAGAGAGAUGCGUGGGUGAAAGACAUUAAGAAAGCCAUAAAGUGCAUUUUGGGAGGCCAAAGAUUUUCCAGAAAAUCAACCAGGAAAUCUGUCAAGCUUCCAACAACAAUCAAUCUAAGUAACUUGUAUGUUUCAAUGAAAGACCCUGACAAAGGGAUAAAAGAAAUGAAACUGGAAAAAGACAAGAAAAUAUUCAAUCACUGCUUUACAGGCAGUUGCGUCAUUGACUGGCUUCUAUCCAAUAAUGCCAUCCAAAAUCGCCAAGGGGGUCUAAUGGUGGCAUCAGCCCUGUUGAAUGAAGGUUAUUUUCAGGCUGCUGGGGAGCUAUCCAAAACUGCAGCUGAAGGCCUGUCGGAAACUCCCUUCCUUGACAAUGAGGACGCCUAUUAUUACUUUGCAGACAGUGGAUUCUUCUGCGAAGGAAAUUCCAGUGACGAUGAUGGGGUUUUCAAGGAAGAGUUCAGAGGUGUGGUGAUCAAACAAGGAUGUCUACUGAAACAGCCUGUAGUUUACCUUGAAUACUGA